Cladophialophora psammophila CBS 110553 is the source of this 1266-nucleotide messenger RNA. RefSeq lists its product as uncharacterized. The record is from RefSeq and is a predicted model, not a curated record. Bases 1 to 1266 code for a protein of 421 amino acids. The transcript has a single exon. NCBI's taxonomy places the organism in Eukaryota, Fungi, Ascomycota, Eurotiomycetes, Chaetothyriales, Herpotrichiellaceae. Gene Ontology annotation, molecular function: catalytic activity.
AUGAGCUCGCUCAAUGCCCCGGAUUCAGAAGCGUUUCAAUUCAACGCACCCUCCAGCCGGCCGCUCUCCGACAUAACAAUCGUCGCUCUCGAACAGGUCAUCUCCAUGCCUCUCGCAACCCGCCAUCUCUCCGACCUCGGCGCCCGGGUGAUCAAGAUCGAGCGUCCCGGGACGGGGGACUUUGUACGGCACCACGACAAGCGCGUGCGAGGGAAACUCUGCAGCCACUUCGUGUGGACGAACCGCAACAAAGAAUCUCUCGCGUUGGAUAUCAAACAACCUCGCGACAUGGGGGUGCUCCGAAAGCUAGUAUGCGAGAAGGCCGACGUGUUUGUUCAAAACUUGAGGCCAGGUGACGCCGAAAAGAUGGGCUUGGGGUACGAAGAUAUGAAAGCCAUGAUGAAUGCAGCGUACCCCGGAGAAGGGAGGGGCGAUAGAUUGAUAUAUGCAUCGAUCAGUGGCUACGGAGCCAACGGUCCAUAUGAGCAUAAGAAGGCGUAUGAUCUACUCGUACAGGCGGAGGCCGGGUUGUUGAGCAUCACUGGCACGAAAGACGAGAUGGCCAAGGUAGGGUGCUCAAUAGCGGACAUCGCGGCGGGCAUCUAUGCAUACAGCAGCAUUUUGGGAGCGAUCAUUCAAAGACAGAAGACCGGGAGAGGGUGUGUGAUUGAUGUCUCCAUGUUAGAAGCCCUGGUCGAGUGGAUGGGGUUUCCUCUGUACUACGCAUUUGAAGACCAAACGGCGCCGAAACGGGCCGGGGCAGCGCAUGCGAGCAUUUAUCCUUACGGCCCAUUUUCGACCGGCGUUGCGCCUGACGGGAGUUUGGGUGCACAGGUCAUGCUCGGCGUGCAAAAUGAGCGGGAGUGGAAGGUCCUGGCCACCGAAGUCCUCGAGCGCGAGGAUCUGACCACAAACCCAAAGUUCAAGGACACGGCGUCGCGAAGCGACAACCGGGCCGAACUCGAAUCCAUCAUCAGCGGUAUCUUCGCGUCGUGGGGAGAUGGAGCCGAAGAGGUCGUCCGGCGCCUUGACAAGGCUGGUAUUGCGAAUGCAAAAGUCAAUGACAUGCAGGGGGUGUGGAAACAUGAACAGCUCGCGGCGCGAAGACGAUUCAGGGAGGUCGACAGUGAAGUCGGACCAAUCAAGGCGUUCUUGCCUCCUGGGAUGAGCUCCGAUCUGGACGCGAGGAUGGAGAGAAUCCCAGCAGUGGGCGAGCACAACGAAAAGAUCCUGAGCGAAUUGGAGUCUUCCAAGGCGAAGAUAUAG